GCGUUCCGUUAUUUUUAAAAAUGGGCCCAGCAAAUAAUAUAUUUUUAUUGGACUAAAAUAACUGUCGGCCAAAUUACGCGAGAAGGUUGAACUAACACUAGGCGAGAGCCGUGGGUUUAACACGGCUGUAUUGGAAUACUGUAGCGUUUCCCCACUCGCCUUAUUGUUAUCGCAAGAUAGUGCAAUCAAUGUCUCGCCGGAGAGAUUUGCGAUACGCAGCUAGUGUGGCACUCGGAAAAUCCUUCUAAAUCAAGCUUCCAAAUCACACCAAUAGGUGUGUGAAGUCAUUUAGAGCCAAUAAACCUAUCACAGGACUUCAAACUGUAAAUUGGCUAGAAUAUCACGUUUCAGGAGUUAACGGGUUUAAUAUCUACGAUUGCGAAUUGCACAAUAAACCCGCUCUCUUUGCUCGCUUGCGACAAAUUGUUUACAACACAAAACUGUAGACAAGGGAUUGCCACGGUUUUGGAAUAAUCCCCCGUACAUGGAGGACCUAUUCGAUAAACAAAUUGAUCCUCGUCUUCUGCAUCUACCCCAGUUAAGUGAGUUCUUUCAAUAUGUCACGGUUUCAAAGUUGUUAAACCCUGCUUUUAUCCAGAAGCUCAACUCGAUGUUUGUGACCAACGACGAUGGAUACGAGUACAAACUCGAGUUGGUGGUGGAAAACCAGCGGGGGUUGAAGAUAUUUGGUAUUCCCAUGUUCAGCAGCAAUAGUUUGAUCCCUAUGUUGGAUCCUUCGAGUUUCCAGCUUUUAAACGGCCAGAACUUGAAGGUUAUUGACAACAAUCUUAACAACUUGCCUCUCCCGGACUUGAACUGGCAAUGGCACUGGGAGUGUUGGUACGUGUUGAUGCUUAACGAUGUUGACGACCAGGGCUGGAUCUACUCGAAAAUCAACUUCAACAGCCAUCAUUGGAAAGGCAAGUACUAUUUUGGUAACUUUAUUAGAAGACGUGUAUGGAUCCGCUUACGGCAUCGUAGUCUCCUGGAAAUGAGCUCCUGACCUCCAAUUUGCAUUUAUAUUAGUUGUACCUUAGCAUUAGCAUUAGUCCACUCGUCUAGCGAAAUGUAUAAAUCUCGCGGUAUUUGCAACCAAA
Messenger RNA from Yamadazyma tenuis ATCC 10573, 1097 nucleotides. The record is from RefSeq and is a predicted model, not a curated record. NCBI's taxonomy places the organism in Eukaryota, Fungi, Ascomycota, Pichiomycetes, Serinales, Debaryomycetaceae.